This is a messenger RNA of Haliotis rufescens (red abalone), 93 nucleotides long. RefSeq names its product bromodomain-containing protein DDB_G0271118-like. NCBI's taxonomy places the organism in Eukaryota, Metazoa, Mollusca, Gastropoda, Lepetellida, Haliotidae. The annotation marks the transcript as partial. The transcript is spliced from 2 exons. The record is from RefSeq and is a predicted model, not a curated record.
ACAAGCACGGACAUACACACUAACGCACAUAUACACAUACACGCACAUAUUCACAUACACAAGCACGCACAUAUACACAUACACAUGAACGCA